AAAAAAAAAAAGUUUUCAUCAGGCCAUCCAAACUCUCAGGAUGAAUGGAACAACUUACGCCAACUUUGACAACCAGGAGCACGUUUUGAAAUUGGGCGAGACCUUCGAGAAGCACCCCAAGAGUGCCUACCACACCGUGCGAUAUGAUUUCAAACCAGCUUCGAUUGACACAGCCUGUGAAGGGGAUCUGGAAGUGGGCAAAGGAGAACAAGUCACCAUCACUUUACCCAAUUUAGAGGGCUCCAGCGCCCCAGUGACAGUUUUCAAGGGGUCCAAGCGCUCUUACAUGAAGGAGUGCAUCCUGAUUGUGAACCACGAUACUGGAGAGUACCGACUCGAGAAGCUCAGCAGCAACAUUGCGGUCAAGAAGACAAGGGCCGAGGGCAGCAGUAAGAUUCAUUCGCGCAUGGAGCAGCAGACCAGUCGUCUGGGCCAGCAGAUGAAGAGCAGCGGUAACAGUGGUAGCAGUGGAAGUGGAAGUGGAAGCAAGAGCUCAAUGGGAUCCAAAAGUUCUCCGCCCAAAGAGAAGACGUCGCCCGCGUCGCCGCUGGACGACAUUGAGAAAGAGCUGAUGGCAGAGGCGCGCGUCAUGGACCAGAUGAGCAGCGCCAGCUCCUCCAACAGCUCCUCGUCCUCCAGCAGCGACAACAGUUCCAGCAGCAGCGACUCUGAGGAUGAGCGCGGCGGUGGCACUGGCUCUGCCGCGCCCCCUAAUGCGCCGUUGGCCCAGAACAGCCACAACAUGCCCGUCCUCACCACCAACAGCCGCCUGCAGGAGGGAGGAGGAGGAGGAGGAGGAGGAGGAGGAGGCCUCAUGAACACACUCAAAAAUGACCUCCAGUUAAGCGAAUCAGGCAGUGAAAGCGACUGACCAGUCACCAGCCAGGACGUCUGCUCACGUCCAUUUUGGUUCUUUCUUGAUUAGUUCUUUUUGUUUUGAGAUGUGUUCAAUAAUCCUGGGAAACACCAGCGGUUUUAUUUACAUGUCCACCAAUCAAGUCUUAAAGCGCCCACAGCGGUGCUGCACAUUUCAGCUCGGCACCAUGGGUAAUUUACAAUAUGUGCCUUACAUGGUUGCAUCUCUGAUAUAAACUUCUUGAUUUUUU
This is a messenger RNA of Phycodurus eques (leafy seadragon), 1106 nucleotides long. It is a transcript of the gene eaf2, whose product is annotated as ELL associated factor 2. The record is from RefSeq and is a predicted model, not a curated record. NCBI's taxonomy places the organism in Eukaryota, Metazoa, Chordata, Actinopteri, Syngnathiformes, Syngnathidae. Bases 41 to 871 code for a protein of 276 amino acids. Gene Ontology annotation, cellular component: super elongation complex. Gene Ontology annotation, molecular function: transcription elongation factor activity. The transcript has 7 exons. Gene Ontology annotation, biological process: regulation of transcription elongation by RNA polymerase II; positive regulation of DNA-templated transcription.